Neodiprion fabricii is the source of this 1084-nucleotide messenger RNA. RefSeq names its product tRNA 2'-phosphotransferase 1. Gene Ontology annotation, molecular function: tRNA 2'-phosphotransferase activity. The record is from RefSeq and is a predicted model, not a curated record. Bases 488 to 1084 code for a protein of 198 amino acids. The transcript is spliced from 3 exons. Gene Ontology annotation, biological process: tRNA splicing, via endonucleolytic cleavage and ligation. Lineage: Eukaryota; Metazoa; Arthropoda; Insecta; Hymenoptera; Diprionidae.
GACAAGGACAUAAUACGUAAAUAUCGUGCAUAGAUCACGUGAUGGGUCGUUCGGUGGAUGUUCAGAAAACAAGUGUGUCAAUUUAAAACAUUCUUUGUCCGUCAAUUUUUCCGUCAGAGAACCAUAUUUGAAGUAAUACGCUAAAAGUUGUUUGUUGGAAGUUGUUUUAAAGCGUGUCAAGUUUAUCAGGUGUCUCAAAGUAAGCGGCGGCCGUUUCACUGCGAAAGAUGAGAAUCGACAACUCUUUUCACGACAACUGACGCUUUAGAAGUGUUGCUUCACUAAGCAGCGGCAGAAUUACAAUCUGAUAUGUAGGCUUAUCGUGAUUGAGUAAAACGAAUGCUGGAUAGAUUCACACGUUGACAAUCUGUGGCCAGUACACAGUUAUUAACGGAAAGAAGAUCCCGAUUUAGAGACAUCGCCAUCCUGUUAGUUAAAGUGUCAUUGGUGGCAGUCGAACGACCGAUAUACAUGGGUUAAAAAAAAUAUGAACAAAAUCGAGCAUGAUGUUCAACUCUCGAAAAAAUUAUCAUACCUUCUUCGUCAUGGUGCUGUGAAAGAAGGCCUGCAAAUUUGCCCGGAAGGAUUUGUGGCUGUUAACGAUAUUCUUGACAAGGUGGGCUUCCACCGUUUCACAGUCGAAGAUGUGCAAAGAGUCGUCGCUGAAAAUUCAAAAAACCGAUUCACUCUCAAAAAAUUAAAUGAUACACUACUGAUUAAGGCUAACCAGGGACACUCAUUAAGCCAAGUGAACAAUUUGAACUUGAAAUUGGUAGAAAAUCCCGAGUAUGAGAUAAUUCAUGGAACAUACUUCAGUUGUUGGGGAAAAAUUAAAAACAAGGGAUUGUCUCGCAUGAAUAGAAAUCACAUACAUUUCUCGAAAGGGCUCAAUUUUACAGCAGGAUUGCGACGUAGCGCCCAGAUUUACAUUACUGUUGACUUUUCUAAAGCUUGGCAAGAUGGUUUAAAAUUUUAUGAAUCUGAGAAUGGUGUGAUACUUUGCCCAGGGAAUUUCAACGGAAUUUUAGAACGCAAAUAUUUCUUGAAAGUUUCGUCUUCAGAUGGUCGCAAGCUAUUUCUGUAA